Rubroshorea leprosula is the source of this 2433-nucleotide messenger RNA. The record is from the annotation of a GenBank genome assembly. NCBI's taxonomy places the organism in Eukaryota, Viridiplantae, Streptophyta, Magnoliopsida, Malvales, Dipterocarpaceae.
CGUUCUCAAAAUUCUGCUUCUCAAUCAUCACCACCACUACCACCGAUCUCAUCCUGGCUUUUUUGGAUUUUCGUUUCUCUCAGUCAUUUCAUCGAACACCUUGGAGCGUAAUUUAAGUUUCCUGCCGCCGGUUGUGCUAUUCGGAGUCGUAUUGGGGGUUUGUUGUUGAGGGUAGGCAAUGAGUUUCAGGGAGGAUGGUGGUGACAAUGGGAGGGGCGAUCUCAAGAAGCCGUUUUUGCAUACGGGGAGUUGGUACAGGAUGUCAUCUAGACAGUCCAGCGUCAUGGGUUCCCAGGUCCUUCGAGAUGGCUCCAUCUCUGUCGUUCUCUGCGUCCUCAUCGUCGCUUUAGGCCCUGUACAAUUCGGUUUCACUUGCGGAUAUUCUUCUCCUACGCAAAGUGAAAUAAUUCAUGAUCUCAAAUUAACAAUUUCAGAGUUCUCUAUAUUUGGUUCUUUGUCCAACGUGGGCGCUAUGGUUGGGGCAAUAGCCAGUGGUCAGAUUGCGGAAUACAUAGGCCGAAAAGGGUCUCUAAUGAUUGCAGCAAUUCCCAAUAUAAUAGGGUGGCUUGUCAUAUCAUUUGCUAGAGAUUCAUCAUUUUUAUUUAUGGGAAGGUUGUUGGAAGGAUUUGGGGUCGGUAUAAUCUCUUAUACGGUUCCUGUGUACAUAGCUGAAAUAGCACCACAGAACAUGAGAGGAAGCCUUGGAUCUGUGAAUCAGCUAUCAGUUACAACUGGAAUAAUGCUGGCUUAUCUGUUGGGACUGUUCAUGAGUUGGAGAGUACUUGCGGUUAUUGGAGCCUUACCUUGUACAAUAUUGAUACCUGGCCUAUUUUUCAUACCAGAAUCUCCUAGAUGGCUGGCAAAAAUGGGAAUGAUGGAAGAAUUUGAAGCCUCUUUGCAAGUUUUACGUGGCUUUGAUACAGAUAUUUCUGUUGAAGUUAAUGAAAUCAAGAGAGCUGUUGCAUCAUCAAGCAAAAGAACGGCAAUCCGGUUUUCAGAUCUCAAGCGGAAGAGAUAUUGGUACCCUUUGCUGGUAGGGAUUGGAUUACUAGUACUUCAGCAACUCAGUGGUAUCAAUGGUGUUUUAUUCUACUCCAGCAAAAUUUUUGAAAGUGCUGGUGUCUCAUCCAGCAAUGUUGCUACAUUUGGACUCGGGGCAAUUCAGGUUGUUGCAACUGGUGUGACUACAUGGUUGGUCGAUAAAGCUGGCCGCAGGCUGCUUCUCAUAAUAUCCUCGUCUGGAAUGACUGUCAGCCUGUUUGUUGUUGCAGUUGCAUUUUAUUUUGAGAGAAUAGUAUCAGAAAAUACUCAUUUAUAUGGCAUAAUGGGAAUAAUGUCACUUGUGGGACUUGUGGCCUAUGUGAUUUUCUUCUCAUUAGGAAUGGGAGCUAUUCCUUGGGUUAUAAUGUCUGAGAUACUUCCAGUGAAUAUUAAGAGUCUUGCUGGCAGCACAGCAACCCUAGCAAAUUGGCUGACAGCUUGGGUUAUUACCAUGACUGCGAACUUGCUUCUGACUUGGAGUGGUGCAGGGACCUUCACCAUUUAUGGAAUUGUGGCCGCUUUCACUAUCGUUUUUGUGAGCCUUUGGGUCCCCGAAACGAAAGGAAGAAGUCUGGAAGAAAUUCAGUCAUCCUUCAGAUGAAAAGCCAUCCACCAUGUGUCUUGUCCGUUCCAAAUCUGGUUUCAAGCAAAUCGUAAAAUUGUUACAUGUAUAUGUACAACUUCCUCCAUGAGUUUGAUUUAUGUUGUCAAGAAAACAGAAAAAGGAAAUAAAAAUUAAUUUCAUUUCAUUGAAAUGUGUUUAUCACGAGGCCUGCACCCAAGACAUGCAAAGAAAUUACAAACUCAAUGUGCUACAGAGCUUCCAGUCUUCCAGGGAGCAGCAAAAGAGAGAUGGGAGCAGAUGAUAUGAAUAGAGAGAAAUGGGAAUAACAGGAUCAACGGGUGUCAUUUAUUAGCAAGCAAAUGCCUGACAGACCUAUUGCAGACACAGGGCCUCUCCAGAAGGACCAAUUGACCAGUUUUCUUUAUGCCCUGAAUUGUUGUAUUCUCCUCUAGCUGUCUGUAAGGUUUUUUUUUUUUGUUUCCCGCCCGGUAUUCAAGGUUUCGUCUCGACUAAUCCGGAUUCAACCUGCGUCGCGCACUUGGAAAUGGUGGGUGAGUCUCCUAGCGGGGGCUGCUGCGUACACAAGAUCUCAAACUCAAGAUCUUGCUUAAACUGGAACAAGCCGUUUACUACUUGAUCCAACCCCUCGUUGGUUAGCUGUCUGUAAAUGCAUCAAGCAAAGUCUGCUUUAGUGUUUACGCAUCUAUGUUGGUUGACUAUAUAUGGAAUAUGCACUGGAUUCUAUUUCAAUGCUCUAAACUGAACAAGCCUAUUUCUUUUGCCGUUUAUUGAUCUUAAUCCUUAGGCAAUAAUCAAUGUCUGCAUCU